Messenger RNA from Mizuhopecten yessoensis (Yesso scallop), 1749 nucleotides. RefSeq lists its product as uncharacterized. The transcript has 10 exons. The record is from RefSeq and is a predicted model, not a curated record. The coding region runs from base 305 to 1411 and encodes 368 amino acids. Gene Ontology annotation, biological process: homophilic cell-cell adhesion. Gene Ontology annotation, molecular function: calcium ion binding. NCBI's taxonomy places the organism in Eukaryota, Metazoa, Mollusca, Bivalvia, Pectinida, Pectinidae. Gene Ontology annotation, cellular component: membrane.
UGCUGUCAACGUGUAAUUACCACUACUAUUUACAUAUAAUUGAUAUUCAGGUGAAACCGUCAACUGGAAGAUAGACAGUGAAUUGCCGGCUCUAUCCAGGGAGUCAGACUCUGGAUCGACUGAUCAUAUUACAUGAUUAGUACGACAUAUCACUGAUUAAUGACGUCGGAAUACAAGCCAGGCGAGAUAGUGGUACGGACCAGGCUAGAGAAACAUGUGAUAAAAUGGUUCACCUUAAUAUACAGCUCGGAGUACUAAGUCCGCCAGAAUUCUUGACACACCUGUGGAGAGUACCUACUAACAAAUGGGAGAUCACCAGUAUAAAUUACUUGUUGUGUUACUUGUGCACUAUGUUCUCAGGCCGUCCAUGGUUACCUCCACCACGUGUUCCAGCAGGUGUGCCAGUACAGCCCAUCACGUCGUCCACACCUGUCCCGACGCCCUAGCACAGAUCAUACCCACGUGCGUUUAUGAGACCGACCCGGCAGGAACAUGUCUUUUGUCGUUGAUAACCGACUCAUCGUUAAUCUUUGAUGUCAGCAUCAUCAAUCCCCCUGAAUUCGUGAACAGACUGGGCGGAUAUUUUCAAUUUAAUAGAAACAACGCAACACAAAUACUACUAGAACUGCAGCAUCCAUUGGACGUAGAGACCGUCUACCUUAAUACAAAUAUUACCACGAUGGACAUUCAGUUGACUGUAUCCUGUACAAACGAUUCACAAACUAUGGAGUCUGUGACGCUGAAUUUGACUGCUGUUGAUGACGACGACAAUGGUCCUUCGUUCAGUCAGACCGCUGAUAGCACAUGUCUUCUUCCCGCCUUUACUGCGUCUGCGCAUGAAGAAUACAUCGGUCCGUUGACGACACAUCCGAGCGGCAUGUUUGUUACUGACGGAGACUUCGUCACGAACAACGACAUCGUGUUAUCCUUCCUACAUGGUAAUCCACCCGAUUUCAGUAAGUUCUUUGCUGUUGACAUGUUAACAAAUACCAUCAACAAGACGUCUAACAUGUCCUCCGGUGAUCCUCGGGACUACACCUUCAUUAUCCAGGCCAAAGAAAAGUCUGCCGUAGGACGCAGUAUGGUUGCAGUUCUAAGCGUUGGUAUUGAGUCUGGCUAUCCUGCUGUAACGAUGAGGGAACAUAAAGCAGACGAGAGCGUUAAAUUAGUUUUGCAGGUUCUUAGUGCCACCGUUCUUGUUGGAUUUAGCAUUGGAUUCGUAAUUCUUAUAUGGCAUAGAAACAGGCGCGUGAAACCCGCGACAAAACAAGAAGACACAAAGCAGAGUGUCAUCGAGUGUCUCAAAUCUAAUAUUAUCGACGAAGCCCAUGAUGCGGAAAGUAAAUUCCCUUGUGCAAAACGGACAGAAUGGACUCUGGAAUCCAUUGACGAAGAACCUGAACAGAUGUAAUAGUGACGAUCUUCACAUCUAGCGUAUGGUAGCUGACGUACGUGGUGUCGCCAUUCGUGCAAACAGGACUAACAGCCAGUCGGAAUGCCCGUUUAACACUUCGUUAACGCUCUUUCUUAUACUCGUAUUCCUCACGACCAAUCACUGCUGUGUCAAUUCGACGAGUUAAACCGGGACAGGAGGUUGUGAAAGUGUUUUCGGUUGCAUGGAAAUUAAAGUAGAACAUUGUAGGGUAUCUACAUAUCAAUAUAUAACUAAAUAUUUCACUUGAGAUAGACUAUGUAAUUGUGUAUAUUGUUUCAUCAUCAUCAUCAUCAUCAUCAUCGUCAUCAUCAUCA